Cynocephalus volans (Philippine flying lemur) is the source of this 2172-nucleotide messenger RNA. It is a transcript of the gene WDPCP, whose product is annotated as WD repeat containing planar cell polarity effector. Lineage: Eukaryota; Metazoa; Chordata; Mammalia; Dermoptera; Cynocephalidae. Gene Ontology annotation, cellular component: axonemal basal plate. The transcript is spliced from 16 exons. Gene Ontology annotation, molecular function: protein binding. Gene Ontology annotation, biological process: establishment of protein localization; nervous system development; cilium organization. Bases 1 to 2172 code for a protein of 723 amino acids. The record is from RefSeq and is a predicted model, not a curated record.
AUGCAGGAUAGAGAUUCCUUCUGCCAUCAGAUGUCUUUCUGCUUGACUGAACUGCACCUGUGGUCUUUGAAGAAUACCUUGCAUAUUGGGGAUAGAGACAUUGGCAUCUAUCGGUAUUAUGACAAGAAUGAUCCACCAGCAGCAGAGCAUGGUAACUCAGAAGAAAAGCAGAAGCUAGCAGAAUCACGAGAUUAUCCUUGGACUCUCAAAAACAGACGCCCAGAAAAACUUCGAGACUCACUCAAAGAGCUGGAGGAGCUGAUGCAAAACAGUCAGUGUGUGCUGAGCAAAUGGAAGAACAAAUAUGUCUGUCAGCUCCUCUUUGGUUCAGGUGUGUUGGUGUCGCUAAGCAUUUCUGGGCCGCAGCUGGAGAAAGUGGUGAUUGACAGAAGCCUGGUGGGGAAGCUCAUCUCAGACACCAUCAGUGAUGCUCUUUUCACUGAUAGUUUUAUCAUCUUAUCAUUUUUGGCACAAAACAAACUAUGUUUUAUUCAAUUUACCAAGAAGAUGGAUUCUCCUGAUAUAAACAAAAGACUGGAAAAACUCUCAGCCUUGGAUUAUAAGAUUUCCUAUUAUGACAUACCUGGCCCAGUACACAGGACAGCAGAGCGUCAUCUAGCUAUCAAUUAUGUUCAGGAUAUAGUCGUUUGCUGGUGGCCGCUGGUCAGUGAUGAUGCUUGGCCCUGGGCCCCCAUUUCUUCUGAGAAGGACAGAGCCAAUCUGCUGCUCCUGGGUUAUGCUCAAGGAAGACUGGAGGUUCUGAGUUCCAUCCGCACAGAAUGGGAUCCGCUGGAUGUUUGCUUUAGCACUAAACAGCCUUAUCAGCUGUUCACAGUGGAGUGUUCCAUCAGUGUAGACAAAGAGCCCAUGGCUGACAGCUGCGUAUAUGAAUACGUUCGGAACAAAAUCCAGUGUGUGUCAGUCACCAGAAUACCACUAAGAUCGAAGGCCAUCAGCUGCUGCAGAAAUGUUACUGAAGACAAACUGAUUCUGGGCUGUGAAGAUUCUUCAGUGAUUCUUUAUGAAACUCACCGUAGAGUGACUCUCUUAGCUCAGGCUGAACUUUUGCCAUCAUUAAUAAGCUGCCACCCAAGUGGGGCUAUUCUGGUAGUUGGCAGCAACCAAGGGGAGCUGCAAAUUUUUGAUGUGGCUCUAUCCCCUAUUAACAUCCAGCUCUUGGCUGAAGACCACUUACCCAGGGAGACUUUGCAAUUCAAUAAAUUCUUUGAUGUUUCCAGCAGUCUCGUUCAAAUGCAGUGGAUAGCUCCUCAGGAUGUCUCUCAGAAGCCUGAAAGUGGGGACAUCUAUGACCUCCUCUUCCUCAGAUUUGACAGAGGACCUUUCGGUGUGCUUUUCUUUAAACUUGGUGUCUUCACUCGAGGACAGCUGGGCCUGGUAGACAUCAUCUUCCAGUACAUUCACUAUGAUGAGAUCUAUGAGGCAAUAAACAUCCUGAGUGGCAUGAACUGGGACGCUCUGGGCCACCAGUGCUUUAUCAGCAUGAGUGCUAUUGCAAACCAUCUUCUUAGACGAAAGCUCACUCCAGAGAGAGAAGCACAGCUUGAGGCAAGCCUUGGAACCUUCUAUGCUCCAACAAGACCACUUCUGGAUACAACUAUAUUGGAAUAUAGAGACCAAAUCAGCAAAUAUGCAAGGAGAUUCUUCCACCACUUGCUCAGAUACCAGAGAUUUGAAAAGGCAUUUCUCCUAGCUGUUGACAUUGGUGCUCGUGACCUAUUUAUGGAUAUCCAUUACCUUGCACUAGAUAAGGGUGAAUUGGCACUAGCUGAAGUGGCAAGAAAAAGAGCUAGUGACAUUGAUGCAGAAUCGAUAGCCUCUGGAGUUGACCUCCUAGGGCCCUUGGACAGAGAGGACAUGCUAAAUGAAGCUUUUGUUGGCCUAUCUUUAGCACCUCAAGGGGAAGACUCAUUUCCAGAUAACCUUCCUCCCUUUGGUUCCAUCCACAGACAUAUUAUUCAACAGAGAAUACUGAAUGGCUCUUCUAACAGACAAGUAACUGACAGAAAGAAUGAACUUGACAAAGACAUCUGUGCUGGAUCUUUGAUGACUAAAACCUAUAAUGCAGAAGGUACCAGUAUUCAAAGUACCCAAAAUAUUCAAAGUAUAACAGAAAAACAAUGUUAUAGCUUGCAAGUUUUCAGUAAAGAAUAA